This is a messenger RNA of Macrobrachium nipponense, 6389 nucleotides long. RefSeq names its product phosphatidate phosphatase LPIN1-like (gene Lpin). Gene Ontology annotation, molecular function: transcription coactivator activity; phosphatidate phosphatase activity. The record is from RefSeq and is a predicted model, not a curated record. NCBI's taxonomy places the organism in Eukaryota, Metazoa, Arthropoda, Malacostraca, Decapoda, Palaemonidae. The transcript is spliced from 18 exons. Bases 190 to 3408 code for a protein of 1072 amino acids. Gene Ontology annotation, cellular component: nucleus. Gene Ontology annotation, biological process: fatty acid catabolic process; cellular response to insulin stimulus; positive regulation of transcription by RNA polymerase II.
CGGCUGAGCGAGGCGAGGGCCACUCAAGAAGCACGAGUAAGCGCAGUGCGUCGAGUGAGUCAGUAGGAAGAGUACUCACGGUCUAGCACUCGUCGUGUAAAGUAAUCCAGCUUUUUUCUCUAAUAACGCUGUAGUUUAUCGGGGAGCGUAGAUCCCCUCGCUUGUUAUAUACCGUAGGCUUAGAAGAGCAUGAACUAUAUAGGCAAGUUCAUCUCUAACUUCAAGGAUUUCUACAAUGAGAUCAACGCAGCCACUUUAACAGGUGCCAUAGACGUCGUGGUUGUCAGACAGGAAGAUGGCACCUUUCUCAGUUCACCCUUCCACGUCCGUUUCGGGAAGAUGGGCGUCCUUCGCAGCAGGGAGAAGGUGGUUGAUAUUGAAAUUAAUGGAGAGCCUGUCGACAUUCACAUGAAACUUGGAGAGACAGGAGAGGCAUUCUUUGUGGAAGAGUUAGAGGAAGGAGUGGAAAUCAGCCCUCUUCUAGGAACUUCUCCUCUUCCAGAAUCUGUUCUGAGUGGAAAACAUGACCUCAUGAAAGGUGAAGAUGCGAGACACGCUGGUGACUCUGGCGUCGAUGACAUGACUUUUCCUUCGACCGAUCCCUCUAAGGCGGAUAGCAAAGAUGACUCACCGUCAUCAGAGACCAUCACUGCAGGGGAUGUUACAGAGUCAACUAUAACAGUGCAGUCUGAUGGAAUGGAAAGUGAAAACAGUUUUGCCAACAAUGGCAAGGACACCAGUGAGAUCGGAGUGAUCAAAAUAGUCCGCAAGAAUAACAUCAAACGGGAACAGAGGGACAUGGAGACUCAGACGGACAGGCCAACCUUGACAGUAGUCAUUUCCAAGAAGGGGGAUGUCAACAGUGCCCUCAAAAAGGGAGUGUCAUCGACGUCUCUUGUCAUUGAAGAUGCUGGGCCGAAACGCAGCGUCUUGAUCAAUGAAGGCAGGGGCAGUAAAACCGAUGGUGAAGAAACUGUCAAGAACAACAAGAGCAUCCGCCGGAAGCGCAAAAAGCGCUACAAUGGAAAGAAGAAUAGACCCAAAAGCUCUGGCAGUCAGUCAAGUGACACUUCGACCACCAGUGAAGUUGCAGACAUAACAGCUGUGCUUCCAGAAUCAGGAAUAGCACCAACAACUAAUCAGGAUGGAAUUUUUGUAAUGGAUGACAUAGAGUCUACAGAUAAGUUUGCUCCAAGUUCCUGUACUUCCACCUCUCACAUGGCACAGUCAACAUCGAUGCCGCUGCUCCGAGAAAAGUCCCGGGAAGAGGUAGUCAGCGAGUGGAGUGGGGCAAUGUCGCGGUCUAUGGGUCCUGAUUUUCAUCCGUUUAGUGAUACAGAUCUCAGUCCUCCUCCCAGCCCAUCAACCUCAAGACCUCCAACUCCCAUCAAAUCUGACACAGAAUAUGAGGUUGAGAGGCAGAGGGCAGAUUUUACGGAUGGCUCUAGCCAAACGGAUGAAAAUAAGUGGUACUGGACUUGGGGUGAAUUGCCAACUCCACCGCCAAAGACGCCCACCAGAUCAGGUAGUUUGUCGCUGAAGUCUGAUUCUGCAGCCCCAAAUGCUGAGAAGAAUGGGAAGACUUCCAAGGAGGAAGAUGAUGAGCGAUCUGUGUUGGGCAGUAUGUUUAGCUUCAUGAGGGCUACCAAGAAAGCUCGCCAUAAUCCAGAAAGCGAAGGUAUAUACCUUGAUGAUCUCAACUUGGAAGAGCUUGAUCCUGAAGUGGCAGCAUUGUAUUUUCCACGUAGCUUCAAAGUUCCAGAAAAACAAGGCUACAACAGCAGUUUCCCAUCGGGAGGCGUCAAGGAUGAUGAUGCAGAGUCAGGGAACGGACCUUCCUUACCACAAUCGCCACAUAGUGUUGAAGGAGCCAUUGGAUGUCCCAAGCUGUGUAGUGAUUCUGAUUUUGAAGACUCUAGACAUCCAAUCUUUGAUUAUAAAGGUUAUGAUGACAUUGCAUUCUCGCUUUGCGGACGUUUGCAUGAAUAUGAAGGAGACUUUCCCGAGAGUUUGUUCUUGCAAAGUAUUGUCACGUAUGAUGACUUCAUUGAAAACCCUCAGAUUCUCGACAACCCCAAUCUGGUUAUCAGGUAUGGGGGCAAGUACCUUAAUUGGAUGGCAGCAUCUCCACAGAUCCUGUCACUGGUUCUCUUCCAGCGACCAGUUCCUCAGAAAUUAGCCAAUCAGCUUUACAAGGAACAUAUGCCAAAGAAAGAGAUACGGAAAAGAUCCGAAUCUAAAGGUUAUUCAUGGUUCUCAUGGAGGCGUAACAACCAAGCUGAAUCAGAAGAGAUGGAAAAGAAAGAAAACAAUGCAUCUGAGAAGACUGAAGGGGCUGAAAUAGCAAGAGAGAUGCGUUCCACGAUCCCUGUCUCCCUCUCUCUCCCAAUAUUAUUCAGUACUGAGCACAUGCAAGAGGCUGGUGCUCCUGCCAAACAAGGGUGUAGCAUUGAUCCAAAUGUUAUUGAAGUAACAGCAGCUGAAACCCAAACCAGCUUACCUGGUACACCAAAGAAAAAGGGUCACCAUGACAGGAGACCAGGUACUGAUUCUUCAGAGUCUGAGGACCAAGAAGAAAUGAAAGAAAGGCAGCCAUCUGGAGAACGUUUCAAGAAGAGUCUGAGGUUAACAUCUGAUCAGAUUGCUAAGCUCAAUCUCCGUGAAGGCAGCAAUGAGGCGUUGUUCUCAGUGACAACAGCUUACCAGGGUACUACUAGAUGCAAGUGCCAUAUCUUCUUAUGGAAUCAUGAUGCCAAGAUUGUUGUAUCGGAUAUUGAUGGUACCAUAACAAAAUCAGAUGUUCUGGGUCAUCUACUGCCUAUCCUUGGCAAAGACUGGGCUCAGAGCGGUGUAGCUCAGCUCUUCACGAAGAUCAAGAAUAAUGGAUACCACUUCCUUUACCUUUCAGCCAGAGCUAUUGGGCAAGCUAGGAUUACUCGUGACUACCUAAGAUCCAUCAAGCAAGGGGAUCUGUCGUUGCCAGAUGGGCCUCUUCUUUUAAAUCCUACCUCACUUGUUCAGGCCUUCCACCGUGAAGUGAUAGAGAAGAAGCCUGAGGAAUUCAAAAUUUCUUGUCUCAGAGAUAUUCAGGCUCUGUUUGCACCUGAGAGAAAUCCAUUCUACUCAGGAUAUGGAAAUAGGAUUAAUGAUGUCUGGGCAUAUCGUGCUGUUGGUAUCCCUAUUUCCCGCAUAUUCACCAUAAAUCAUCGGGGAGAACUGAAGCAUGAACUGACGCAAACAUUCCAGUCCUCAUACUCCAACCUGUGUGAUAUCGCCAAUCACAUGUUUCCUUCCAUACCCCACCAGGAGACUUUAGGAGAAUUUUCUUCUUUACAAUAUUGGCGGCCUCCAUUACCAGAUGUAUCCAUUGAAAUUGAAGCGGCCCUUGCUCAGGAAAGAGGAAAAUAACUGCUGUAGUAAUUAGACAUAUUAAUUGUUGAUACGCAGAAUGGCUAAGAAAUCUCUGAAGUAAUGGGCACUCACUUCAACAUUCCAAAGACAAGAGUACCUGUGUAUGAUGCAGAGAGACUAGAGAGAACUGAACAAGUUGUGGAUGUGAGGUAGCCAAUAUUUCUACCUGAAUCCCUUUCAUAAAUUUCUUCAGUAAUUUUUGGCAGAAGAGUUUAUUUCAUUUACUCUGGUGAUUUUGUGUCUUUACUUGAUGCUUGCUUCAAUUAAGGAAUUUGAAACCUUUUGCAGUUUAGGGCAAAAUUAUUUCGGUGGGUCACUCACCUCUGGUACUUGCAAUAAAAGCCUAUGGUUUUGGCAUAACUACUUUUUAUUUGACAAAGCAAGCUGGGUCAAAAUUUUCCCGACACCUUUUUAGCCACAGACCUCUAAAAGACGAUCCCAUGUGUUGGUUAGAUAUUUGCUAGUAGGAGUUAUUCCAAAAACUUUUGUCAUCUUAUAUCCUGUUUCAGUCUUGAUAGACAAAAGCUGACAGUCAUUUAGGAAAUACAGUCAAUGCUGACUACAGUAAUAGUAGAUUUCUCUUCUGUAAAUCUGGCAACAGAUCACUUAUGUAAUACUCCUCAGUUAAUGUGAUAUUAUGUUUCAGGAUAAAAUAAUAGGUUUUAUGAAAAAAAUAAUGUACACCCUUCAAGUAGUUUGUUUUGAAAAAAAUUUGGCCUUUGAGCAACAGUCAUUUUUGUUAUGUUUAAUAAGCUCCAUAAACAUUAGAUAUUAUCUGUUGUAGAAGUUAACCUGUUAAGGUUCUUGUCAUUUAUGUCAUGUUGUUGAAUUUUUCAAGUGUGUAGAAUCAAAGCAUAUCACUUUUAUGUUAUUCAGGGACUUCAUUACACAGUAUUUAUUUUUUCGUACAGAUCCAGUUCUUCAUCUUUUCAUAUCAUUUUCCACAUUUCAUUAUUAUGUAUAUUUCAUUUUUUGCAUUCUUAGAUAUAAGUGAAACCAGUGUACACUAUAUGCAACUACAGUACUUUAUAUUGUUCUCCCAUGUUGAAUUUUUAGGUUAUAAACUUGACAUGAGAAUUAGUUUCAAAUGGAAACAAGUAGGUUCCCUCUCUUGGGAAGGAGACUCACUGGGGUUGUCCAUUCCUUGAGACAAUUAGUCAGUUUUGUGAUAUCAUCUGUAUAGUGCUCUCGACUGUGAUUUGCUGAACACAUCCACCACGGUGCUUGUAGGCAACAUGUCAUGUUAUUUGGUUAGGCAUUCUCAAUUUAUAUACUACUCUUGAAAUAUGGAGGGAAAGGGAUGCAAGUUAUGUCAUCAGAUAUUUAUACCAGUUAUGUAGUAUGCAUUCAUAUAUAUUCUCUCUCUGAGUGAGAUCCUGUGUUGGUAUGAUGGUAGCUAGUAUUAAGGAAUAAACUUUUUGAAGGUCUGAUUUUGUUUUCAUCAGUUUGGUUUGUAGGCUAAAUCACAUCUUGAGAUUAGGAAAGACGAGCAAAAUCCUUGAACACUAAGGGAUGGAAAUGUAUUGCAUACAAUAUCAAGGUUCUCUGUGAUAUUAUUAGUUGUAUAUAUACAUUUUGUUAUCCGAAGAGCCAGAUAACAGAGCAUGGAUAACAUUUGCAUUGGAAUUCAAAGGGUGUACCCUGUAAUGUAACUGAACUGUUCAUGUUUCUUAAAUAAAUAAUGUUAAUUGCAUUUCUUGGAAAGUAAAGUUUGAAACUCAGUAAAGAAGUUUAUGUACUGUACGUGAAAUGAUGGAUCGUUGUUAAUAUCUCUGGAGACCAUGCAGAAAACCAUUUGGGUUUAAUGGAGGUUUCAGCAUUAGUAGAGCUAAUAUUUAAAAUCUUAUAUAGAUGUUUUUCAAAUUACAGUCUGGAAGAUGCUUCGUUUUUGUGUUGCAUAUAAUUGUGCAUUUUGUACAAACUCUGCUUGUAUCAGGCAGAAUGAUUUUUAUUAAAUAUACAGUUUGUUCCUAUCCUCAUAUGUUUCAUAGUUUUAUAUGUACUAUAUGGUAAUGUUUAAGUUAGAUUAUUCUUUCUUUUAUAGCAAAUGUAAUUUUAAAGGAAUUGCUACCUGAGUUUAGUUAUACAACUUAUCUUUUGGUUUAUCCAAAUGGCAUUUACAAUACGUCUUGAUUUGUGCAUUUCUUGGUCUGAAACUUUCAGGCAGUGUGUUCAGUUUGUUAUUUAUGCUUAAUACAGUACUGUCAUUUGCAGUGAGACAAAGUGAUGCAAUAAUUUUUUUCAUUUUGACUUGAAUACUCAAAGAAAUGAGUGCAGGUAAAAUAUUUUUAAAGAUGCUAGGUUCAGCAGUUAUUUUUUAUUCUGGGAAAUUUUGACUUCAGUUUGUCACUUCAGAAUACUGUUUCAGGUAAGGGUUAUAAAUGUGUUGUAUACAGUAAUGUCUUGAAUACUCUGAAGUCAGGAGCAUUAAAAUCUUUGAGGAUGGGCAUUCUCAGUCGCCAGCUUAUAGUACAUUCCACAGCUGCUGUUAUGUUCUAAUUUUAUCACUGUAACUUGUUUUCUGUUAGGUAAUAAAAUGUGUAGGCCAGAUGGGAACUAUUUUGGUAUUGAAAUGUCAGUUCACAGAACUGAACAUUUUAUGUAAUAGCUAAAGAAAUUUUCUCCUGGAUGUUUUCAGUUACGAAGGUCUGCAUUAGGGCUGCUCAGUGUCUUAAAUUCAUGAUUGUGGUUCACUGUUGAUGUUUUACACCGAAAAGUAUCCAAGUACUGUGGAAUAACCCCUCAGAAGUGCUGCUGAUUGAUUAGCAAAAUGUUUUCAAAUUCAUAAGUGUUCACUUCGUCUUGAAUUUCUUUUCGUGAACACCUUAAGGCAAUUGAUCAGUUAGUGUUGUAUAGAAAUUGUUUCAAUAUUUUUCCUCCCAUUUAUUGAUCUUGUCAGAAGAAAAAGAAAUGCUUUUUUUGUGCUUAUUUUAUUUGCUGUCAUGUGAUAAUAAUGCCAAUAAAUGAGUCUGAUAGAA